AAAAGGUUUAGCCGGUACAUGGGAGAUCUUUGCGGUGUAAUAAAGCGGCUCAGGUGCGUCACUUUCCACUGCAUAAAAAGGGCGAAGUGUGCCUUUUGGUGGGAGUCAUUUUUAAAAACAUCUGCCGUGUGUCGAAGGUCCUGGGUCCAAGGUAGACCUGUCUUUUAGCCCUGUUGAAGGACAGCUGUAUUUACUGACGUAUGUAAAUGAAUGUAGGGGAGGUCCUUGGGCAAAAAACACACACUGAAUCAGUUUCACAUUGCAGCUCCGGAGUUCCUGCGUGGAAGGAAAAACGAGACGUGGCGAAAUCUGGUGAAUAUCUGCAGCCGCAUGCUCCGGCUCAGCAAACCAUGCAGGAUGAUUUACUGAUGGACAAAAACAAAGCCCAGCCUCACCAUCAGCAAGAUCCGACGCAAGUAGACCCUCCUCCCUCCACCCCGACCCCGUCAUCGGAGCCCACUUCUUCUUCAUCGGAGUCGGAGAGCCCGUCGACCGGGAGCAACCAAGCGACUUCAGCGCUGAGCAGCAGCAGCAAGGACAAAGUGCCGAUGGAGUCGCCGAUCCUGCCCGGGUUGAGCUUCCACCACCAGCCGCAGGAGACCGGCGGCCCCCUUUCCUCCCCGUCCUCCUCUUUUGGGAGCACUUGGUCCACGGGAACCACAAACGCCGUGGACGACAGCUUUUUCCAGGGAAUACCCUCUGUGAACGGGACGAUGCUUUUCCAGAACUUCCCCCAUCAUGUCAACCCGGUCUUCGGGGGUAAUUUCUCCCCGCAGAUCGGUCUGGCUCCACAGUCCCAGCAGCAUCAACAGCAAGCCCAGCAGCAGCAGCAGCAGCAGCAGCAGCAGCAACAACCCCAGCAGAGGAGAUCCCCUGUCAGCCCCAGUCAGGGUCCCUUCCCCCAGAGAAACGCUUAUCAGACCAUCAUGAAUAACAGCAAAGGGUCGUCGACGUCCUCUUCUGCCUCGUCGUCCGCUUGGAAUAAUCACCAAAACGCCGCAUGGAGCACAGCCUCCAACCCCUGGAGCGGGCUGCAGGCAGGCAGGGACCCGCGCAGAGCGGUGGGCGUCGGGGUAGGGGUCGGGGUGGGAGUCAGCGUCGGGGUACCGUCACCCCUGAACCCCAUCUCCCCCAUGAAAAAGCCCUAUACCAGCAAUGUUAUAGCACCCCCCAAGUUCCCAAGACCAGGUCCCCUCACUCCCAAGCCCUGGAUGGAGGACAGCGCCUUCAGGACUGACAACAGCAACAACAUACUGCCUUUCCAGGACCGGAAUCGGCCCUUUGAUGCUUUUAGCUUGCACUCUUUGGAGACUUCCUUAAUGGAUAUGAUAAGGACUGACCAUGACAAAGGUAAACCACACCCUGCCGGUGGCCCACCAAUGACUAUCGCUGAUAUUAUAUGGAGGAAUCAUUUUGCAGGACGCAUGGGCCUCAACUUCCAUCAUCCUGGAGCAGACCACAUAAUGCCAUUGAACACCCGGAGCUAUGGCCGCAGAAGAGGUCGUUCCUGUCUAUUUCCCUUCGAAGAUGGUUUCCUCGACGACGGUCACGGUGACCCCUCCUUGACCCCGGGGCUGAACUCGCCUACCCGCUGUCAGAACGGAGAGAGGAUGGAGCGCUACUCCAGGAAGGUCUUUGUCGGAGGCCUCCCCCCUGACAUAGAUGAAGAUGAAAUUACCAACAGUUUCCGUCGCUAUGGGCACCUGGUGGUAGACUGGCCCCACAAAGCUGAGAGCAAAUCCUACUUCCCACCUAAAGGCUACGCCUUCCUGCUCUUUCAGGAAGAGACUUCUGUCCAGGCCUUGAUCGACGCUUGCAUCGAGGAGGACGGCAAGCUCUACCUGUGUGUGUCCAGUCCCACCAUUAAAGACAAACCGGUCCAGAUCCGUCCCUGGAACCUGAGCGACAGUGACUUUGUCAUGGACGGCUCCCAGCCUCUGGACCCCCGCAAGACCAUCUUUGUAGGAGGGGUGCCGCGGCCUCUGCGUGCAGUGGAGCUGGCUAUGAUCAUGGACCGGCUGUACGGAGGUGUUUGCUACGCCGGCAUCGACACUGACCCAGAACUCAAAUACCCGAAAGGAGCCGGCCGUGUGGCCUUCUCCAAUCAGCAGAGCUACAUCGCUGCCAUCAGCGCUCGUUUCGUUCAGCUGCAGCACAAUGACAUCGACAAAAGGGUGGAGGUGAAGCCUUAUGUCCUGGACGACCAGAUGUGUGAUGAGUGCCAGGGGGCACGCUGCGGGGGGAAGUUUGCUCCCUUCUUCUGUGCCAACGUCACCUGCCUGCAGUACUACUGCGAGUACUGCUGGGCCAGCAUCCACUCACGGGCCGGCCGAGAGUUUCACAAGCCACUAGUGAAAGAGGGGGGCGACCGCCCUCGACAUGUGUCCUUCCGCUGGAGCUGAGGGGGGUACACGAGUCAGCCCUGCCCCGGUGAACACACACCCGACCCCUAAAAAAAAAAAACCUCCUGCGCCCCUCCUACUCUACAGGCCGGGACAGCGCUGCAACCCCCCCUACAUACAGCCUCACCUACUCCACCCUGCUCCCCACAAACACCUCAUGAAAAAAGCAAAAAGGAUACCGUCAAAUACAUGGGACUUUCUUCAUGCCACAUGGCUCUGAACUCAUUGUCUAUGGUUCCCCUCUGAUGAAGCAUUGUGGGGAAACGAAAUGCAAAAGUCUUUCAGCUUAGAAUUUGCACUUUGGCACAAAAUCUCGCUAAACACACACACACACACACACACACACACACACAGGAUGGUAUGUUAGACACCAGGCUACUUUCAGUUCCCCGUUCUGUUGACUGGGCGGUGUGGUACGUCCUGUUGGACCCCUCCUUACUGAGACAGAGGUGGGACCAUACAAAUAUUUAAAAAGUAUAUAUUUUUUGUUUUGUAACUAUCUAUACAUAUAUAGAUAAUUUAAAUUUUAUGUAAAAGGAGCAUGCACUUAUUUUCAAGAGCUGUAGUUAUAUAUUGCCCCUACUAAAAAAGAAUUACCAAAGGCAAAUGAAAUUAAUGCAUACAGAAAUAGGUGGCAUAAGAUGUAGCAAGACUUAACAGCUAUCCAGUAGUGUGGGCCCAUAUCGCCCAGAGUAAAAAUAACACGGCUAUAUUCGCUCUCAAUUUUGACUCUGAAAAUAUUAAUACCUCAUAUGCGCAAUCAGAUUAGUUUGCUUUUGAUUUCUAGGUCUUUAUUUUUAUAAUAACAUUAUUUUUUAGUGUUAUGUAAAUGUAAUGCUGCAAUAGCUUUGCUGCUAAAUCCAUGGUAUAAACAGAUACCAUAAGUACUUUAUUCAGGCUAGGGUGUAAAAUAAUAAAUAACAGAUCACAAGAAGCACCUGGUGUUGUAAAACGACGAGCUAUCAUAGGGGGAGGGGGCGCCCCUAGACAACGAUGGCUACCUUUUGUGGGGGUCGGGGUGGGUCGCCCCUAACUGCAUGUUUAUUUCAAUCAGGUUGCUGCAUGCAAUAGACUUUUCAGUAUCAUGUCUACUAUUCGAUUCUGCCCAUGUUUGCACAACACACUAUAGACGUACGUUCGACUCGCACGAAACUGGACAGAAACAGGGAGGACUGGUCAGAGGAAUCAUGGCGGCUCCUGUCGUUGGGCGGGCCGACAGGCGACGCCACGGGGCAGCCAGAGCUGACGCUUCCUGCACAAACAGGCAGCGAACACAUCCAGGCGACAGGGGAGAGAAAAAAAAACAACCUUAAUAAUCACAAAUCAAAUUAAAUGUAGGAUUACCAUUUAAAACUGUCUAUGAUAGGUGAAGUACUUUUUUGCAGUGAUUGUUGAUAUAAUUGUGCAAUUUUUUAUACCGUAUGUAGUUAGGUCUGAGUAUGCCUAGAACUGUGAUUCGCUUUAACUGUCGUUAAUGUCCGACAUAGAAGUCCUGUGAAACUUCAUAACUAGUGUAUGCACACGUAUAAAUGUUCUCUUGUACACACACUUGCACCAGUAUACACAGAAGCCUCUCGACACACACAGACACACACAUGAACACACGGACGGCUGUCUUUCUUACGCACACAAACAGGCCUACAAACACAGAGUCUGAUCUGAAGAGAAGACGCAACAAUGUGAGCUUAAACUGAGAACUGAGGUCUUUUUUUCUUUGAUUUGUUCCACCGUUGACAAAAGCGCACGUUUACGUCUCGGAAUGCAACCAAAGAGCUCGCGUGUUCGACUUUUAACAGACCACCCUAACACGCGUAGCGAACAGCCGCCUGCAGCUCGUGCGGCCUCCUGCAGAGGGGCUGAAAGGUGCAGUCGAUUAGAUGAGGAAAAAAAGAGGGCAGUUGGGAAGAAGAAUCGGGAUGUCGUGGGGAUAAAACGAAACAUUGAAGCUACUGGAGACUUGAGGUUGAUAAACUGAGCUCUGCACAUGCUCUCACUACAUGGCUGGGCUGGGGCGGGUGGGAACGGGGGAAUGACAUUGCCAGAACAUGCAGAUGUGCAAGCUGGGGUUACCAUAUUUAUCCAGAUUUUUUUUCCUGCAAAGCUUGAAGUAAUGGACCUGCUAAAAAAAAGGUGGACAUAUAUCUUUUAGUUUUUGUCAAAAGGUUAUGGUGCGCAGUUCAAACAGGAUUGGGUGGGCGGGGUGUGGGUGCAUAGAAACUUAAGUAUUGGCUGCUGAAAACAGGGCGGCUCUGGUUUGGGGGCAGGGGUGCUGGGGCCAAGUUACACUGGUUUUAGCAGUUUUGUGGACAAUCCGAACGGGAUCCUACAUCAUUGCAAGUUAAUGUGUGUCGUCCCUCCCCUCUUUUUUUUUUUUGUCCGUGAUUUGUGAUUGUCCCGUGCUGGCGCCCCGCAGUCCCUUUCCUCUUUCUUGUUUUAGUCGCAAACUGUUUUUUUUUUUAAUUUGCUUUAGGAUAGAUGUUUUUGUUGUCCAAGAAAAACUAAUUGAAACUAAGCAGAAGAUACUUUUUUUACUGAUAGAAAAAAAAGACUUAAAAAAGACGAGGCUAACCAUAAGUAAUAAUAAGUAUCCCUAUGAAAGUGAAUUCUGGGUGUUUUUGUGACAUUUCUUUCCCCACCCAGACAGGUUUUCUAUGUUUGUUCCUUCUCUAUGAUAGAUAUUUGUUAUGCACUACUCUUUGUAUCUGAACAGUUUUUUCGACGGUCAGCAGUUCUUUUUGUUAAAAGACAAAAAAAACAAAACAAAAAGCGACGAUAAAGCGUGCUUUCUGACUGACAAGAUCUUUUGCAAUACCUCAAUUUUGAAAUAUAUUAGGAGAGAAACUGAUAUUUUCUAAGUAAGUUUAUUCAGAUGAAAAAAAUAUAUAUUAAUUUAAUUCUUCAAGAGAAAUGAUUUAACAGAUGGUUGAUUUUUUAUUUUUAUCAUGCUUAUUUGCUUUUAUUUUAAGAAUUUAUUUUUUUGAAAAAGACAACAACUGAAGGAGCUAGAGCUUUAUAACUAAUAUAAUGAUGUAGUUAGUGAGAGUACAGUCUACUUUAUUACAGUGGAAGUGAGGGUGAGCGUCCCACUGGUCAAAUUGGUCGAGAAGAGCUCUUUAGGAAAAAAUAUCUAUCAGGUGCUCAGAGAGAAAACUGAACAUAUUUCCCACGUUUUUGUAUAUUUAUAAUCAAUCAUUUACUAUGCUGACCAGAGUUGUGAAAGAGAUCUUCUGUUCAUUAUUUUUUUAAGAGAAGUUUUUUAUGUUUCCUAAAAGUAUGUGCUCCCUUUUGUUUUGUACAAAAAGCAACGUGACCCUGAUUUGUUAGCCUGACGUCGUCGGGGAGGAAAAUAAAAAAGAGACUUGUGAGAGUCGCUGUACGGCGCGAGGUAGAAAGAGACAAGAAUGUUAUUUUUAACACAAAACAGACACACGUGUUUUCACCUGUAACUUGAUCGAAAGCCCCCAAGGUGCAUCAAUUGACUGGUGGCCUUCUAUUCACGCAAGACUUGAAUUAGUCCCAUUUUUUAAGGCUAAGAACCUUGAUUCUUUGUUGUAAUGUGCAAUACUGUUUGUACUGUUUGUAGAAAAGAAGAAAACAAGAAAAAGAGGCAUAAAUCUUUAUUGCAGAAUUAUUUUCAUUGCAAGCAUUGUGAUUCACUAAAAUCAUUUUCUACUGUGUAUUUACCUACUCUACCUGCUAGUACCUUCCAGUAGUAAUGUAGCCUUUGUACUGAGAAAAUUUUCAUUAUUUUUAGAAAGUUUUGCUAAAAAAGAAAAGAAUUUAAACAUAUUUACAUAUUUUCAUUUUUAUUUCGUAUUUUUUCUUUUACAGACUUAUUUCUCAACCAUUAAUAGUUAUUUCUGGGGGAGACUUUCAUAUCUGGUCAAUGUCAUUAAUAUUAUUUUGUAUUUUUACUUGGAAUAAAUUAAUUUUAUGAUGCUAAUUCUUUAAAAGUUUAUUUUUUUCGUUUGUUCACCUUUUUUCAUUUUUUUGAAGCUGAAAAAAACAACUUUGUAAUAUUGUUACUAAAGUGUCUCGAUUCUUGAAAUGCUAAGCUUUAUGUGUUAACUCGCUGAUGUUGCUUACAUUAGUGUGAAAAUGAUCUACAGAGAAAAAAAAAACUAUUCACAAACAGCAGAUUGGUGGUUGGUGAUGUUUAAGUGAUUCGCAAUGUAAACAAAUGAAUGGGCAAUAAAAUAAAAUGGCAGAAUGGAGCAUA
Epinephelus fuscoguttatus (brown-marbled grouper) is the source of this 6621-nucleotide messenger RNA. It is a transcript of the gene cpeb3, whose product is annotated as cytoplasmic polyadenylation element binding protein 3. Gene Ontology annotation, biological process: negative regulation of cytoplasmic translation. Bases 207 to 2402 code for a protein of 731 amino acids. Gene Ontology annotation, cellular component: nucleus; synapse; cytoplasm. The record is from RefSeq and is a predicted model, not a curated record. The transcript is spliced from 11 exons. Gene Ontology annotation, molecular function: mRNA regulatory element binding translation repressor activity; ribosome binding; mRNA 3'-UTR binding. NCBI's taxonomy places the organism in Eukaryota, Metazoa, Chordata, Actinopteri, Perciformes, Serranidae.